Messenger RNA from Diorhabda carinulata, 1644 nucleotides. RefSeq lists its product as uncharacterized. The coding region runs from base 55 to 921 and encodes 288 amino acids. The record is from RefSeq and is a predicted model, not a curated record. Lineage: Eukaryota; Metazoa; Arthropoda; Insecta; Coleoptera; Chrysomelidae. The transcript is spliced from 6 exons.
UUUGUUUUGUGAGGUUAAGUUUCAAAUAUAUAUGUCACAAUCAACUUCUAUAACAUGUCUGGAAAAACGAUAAUUCUACGAAAUGAAAAAAUUCUAACGCCACAAAAAGUAGAUUUAUCUUCGAGACGAAGAAUGACAUCUAGUAUGUUCUUCUUAGAUGAAGAACCAGCUUUUACAGAUUCCGAAUCAGAAUCAGAGUUUGAUACAGAAAUACCAGGAAAUACUAAAAAUGACACAACAGUUGUGAAAACAACAAUGCCUAUUGCCAUAAAUUCUAGUAGCUCAAUAAAAAUUAUAAAUAGUGAUCCUAAGAAGCAGGUUUCCGAUGCUCAAGUUCAAUGUGAUAUUUUGACCAAAGAAUGUGAUUUAAAGGGCCUGAUAGAAAUUUGCGCCAAUUUAGAAGCAACUGGAGAAUAUGACGAACUUAUUCAACUGUGUAAAAAAUUAAGUAAUAGAAAUGAUGAUAAAUAUGUAAAUAGAAAUAAGCCAAAAGAAAAGGAAUCUAUUAUCUUAACACCUUCUAGGUUUGGUGAAACACUCUCACAGAAAAGUUCAAGAAAAGCUAUUAAACGAACGUCUGUGAGACACUCUGAUAGGAUUAAAAAAAGCGCCGAGAAAAAAAAAUCACUCAAGACAACAAAGAUAAUUGAAGAAAUUUCCAGAAAAAGUACGAAACGUUCAGACCCAGAAAAUCUAUUCGAUUCUACAACUGUGGAAUUUUUUAAACCCAAAAUUCAAGUAUCAAGUAGCAUGUCGAAAUCAUUAGCCAGAAAUUGGAUGAAUCCUAACAAAAGUUUCACUGCUCCGGAAAAUAGUAGAUGUGAACAAAACUACCUUUCUCUUCAACACAGAAAAACAAGACGCUUAUAUUCGCCCUCUCAAUGGAUGGACUCUGAAGAAUUAAUGAAGUAUUUUGGAUGACCAAAAUUUUUUCAUUCCAAUGAAAAUUAAGACAUGAAAGAUUAAAAUUUUCGAAAAAAAAAUUCAAUAGCACUUUAUUUGAAUAGAAUCUAUAGUAUAUAAUAAUAAUUAUCAAUUUGGAAAUCUACAAUCAAUAUUUUUUCUGAGUCUGUUGAUUAUGUAAUACCAACAUUGAUGUUUAUUAUGUUUUAUAUUGAACACAUUGUCUACUACCACCACAUCAAAACAUUAAUUACAGCAUCUAGUCUUUCGAGCCGGGUACAAACCAGCGAUCUAUGGAAGGCUCGAAGAACUAGAUCGUAUUAGUGUUAUAUACAGUGUGUUUAUAAUAUAUAUUAUGUAUUUGUGGUCAUCCUUAUGUCAUGAAUCAAUACCUUAAUUGCGUUGUAACUCUAAAAAUUAUUGAAUCCAGUAUCGGUUAAUCUUUUCAUGUCAUUAAGGAUAAUUAAAUCUUGUUUGACAAAAUAUUUAUUUUUUUUAUACUUUAAUGUAGCAGGGAUGGCUCCAAUGUUUAAAGGAGUCUCUUUUGAGAAACUUGUUAUAAUAUUACAUAUUAUAUAUCUUUAUAUUUUAAUAAUGAAAUUAUUAUAUAGAUUUGAACAAUUUUGAUAUAAAUCAAUAGCAAGAAGUGUUACAGCAUGUUAAUAAAAUCUAAAGAAAUUUUAUUUCAACUUAAUUUGUAUAUCGAUUGAAAUUAUUAAACUUUUAUUUUAUUUUAUUUUU